UUCUCAUUUGCCUCUUGAUAAUUUUCUGAUGUGACUCAGGUUGCAUGGAAACCUGGAUUUGACCAAAGAACAAAAGUGCGAUUCCCUAUUUCGAAUAAAUUAUUUGCUUUCUACUAGCUGAAAAUAUCAGUGUACACAGAUUGAUGGAAAACAAAAUGGAUGACAAAUUUAUGGAGAAUUUAAAGUCCAUGUCGCAAGGUAUCUUGGAAGAGCAACAACUUCGACCAGAAACGGCGUACAGGUCACUGAUUCCGACGGCUAGAGUUCCAUCUGCAUUUGGCCUUGGACGACCACCUACAGGAGGAGCGGGGUUAAGAUCGGAUAGUUUGUCUGAAGAGGUAACAACGCUAGCAUCCUAUCGACCAGAGUCUGCGGCCUUUACCUUCACUGGGACGAGACCCAUGACAGGGCGCAUGAUGGCAGAUUCUGAUCGGGGAUCGGUUAGAGGUAUAGCACAGCCGUCAGCAAGACCUGUCGUCCGACAAGGUCUGACCAGUUCCAGACCAAGAACCUCAUUUCGCAAAUUUGAUGAUUCUGAAGCUUACAUACCAGAUUUGGACGAAGUUAGGGAGGAUGACUUAACCAUGACAGUCGCUUCAGCCCCUUCUUAUGAGCUGCAACGAAUAGCUAGCUUGACCGAAUUGGAUGCCGAGUUGUCCCAAACUAAGGCUUUAUCUGUGGUCGAUGGUGUUAAUCUCCGCAAGCUGUGCAAAUUUAUUGUUCCUGAGAAAGAAUUAGUGGAGCACGAUGAGCCAUGGACUUGGGACAGGCUGUACACGGAAAUAAUUUCUUCGCCAGACCUUAAUCAUUUAGUCCGAUUUCAAAAAGAGAACGAAUCUGAUUUUGACUCACUGAACGUCAAAUAAUAAGGAUGGACAGUUUAUUUCAAUAUGAAGGAAAUAUAAUUGCUAAUGAUACAUCUAGAAGUUUUGGAUGGAAAGUAAACUACUAUUUUUAGGAAAUAAGAAUUAUUAACUUUUUUAGCUUCUAUAUAAUAUAGAAUAACGAAUUCAUAACGAUACUUCAUACAAAAAUUCUGGAAUAAAAAAAUGUAUUUCCUAAUGAA
Folsomia candida is the source of this 1066-nucleotide messenger RNA. It is a transcript of the gene IFT43, whose product is annotated as intraflagellar transport protein 43 homolog. The transcript is spliced from 8 exons. Gene Ontology annotation, biological process: intraciliary retrograde transport. Gene Ontology annotation, cellular component: intraciliary transport particle A; cilium. The record is from RefSeq and is a predicted model, not a curated record. Lineage: Eukaryota; Metazoa; Arthropoda; Collembola; Entomobryomorpha; Isotomidae. Bases 144 to 866 code for a protein of 240 amino acids.